Hyla sarda is the source of this 1792-nucleotide messenger RNA. RefSeq names its product WAP four-disulfide core domain 3 (gene WFDC3). Gene Ontology annotation, biological process: innate immune response; antibacterial humoral response. Gene Ontology annotation, molecular function: peptidase inhibitor activity. NCBI's taxonomy places the organism in Eukaryota, Metazoa, Chordata, Amphibia, Anura, Hylidae. The record is from RefSeq and is a predicted model, not a curated record. Gene Ontology annotation, cellular component: extracellular region. The transcript is spliced from 8 exons. Bases 834 to 1601 code for a protein of 255 amino acids.
UUAGUUCCGGUGGGAAAACUGCAUACGGACCAAAAAUGAGUCAGCGAGCGCUCCGGCCUCCACCUCCGGACCGGAGUGCCCGCUGCCUGUGUUUCCCCUUUCUGGGGUCCCGGCAUCUCCCGGUCAAACACACUGACCGGGAGCGCGGGUCUCAGCCUGGCAGGGAUGCGGCUAGCGUGGCGACUGGUCCCCGCUCACGCGCCGCGUCCCCGUUAAGCUUACCUGCUCCCCGUGCAGCGUCCCUGGUUCCUGGUUCAGUAAUUUUAAAGGGCCCGCGCACCAGUAAUUGGUGCGCUGGUUCCACACCUCCCUUGUCAAUUCCCAAUAAAAGACACCUGCCCGUUCCUGCCCUUGCCGAAACUUUGUGCCUUGUGCCUCUGAGAAGCGUUCCCUACAGUGUUAUUGCCUAACCAGUUGCCGAACCCUUGCUACCGUAUACUCGCCUGUGAACCCUUGCCGCCUGCCCUGACCUCUGCUACGUCCGACUACGCUCUUGCCUGCUCCCUGUGUACCACGCCAUAUCAGCCACCAGAGAGGUUGAGUUGCUAUUGGAAGAUACGACCUGGUGGUUACCGCCGCAGCAAGACCAUCCCGCCUUGCGGCGGGCUCUGGUGAAAACCAAUAACCACUUAGAACCGGUCCUCUGGUACAACCCGCGUCAUCGCCUCUCUGGUUCAGAGGAUCCACUUCCAGUCCUGCCGAGCUAUGCAUUCUUUACUACUCUUCCAUAAUCCCAGUGACCCAGAAUGCAAAGUGGAUGAGUCAACCGUCUAAAAGGACAUUAGCCCGAGGCACGACUACUACAACAUCUCCUAUGAAGACAAGUUGCCACCAUGACGACAUCAGGAUACAUCUCCGUUCUGUUCUCACUGCUUUCUCUAUGUACCUUGACCGGCGGCGUGUCGAUAAAGAACAUUGACUAUGUUCUUAAUAAUGGCAAUGGAAAGCCGGGCAGCUGCCCCUCUCAGAGGUAUUACAUCAAGGGGGAAAAUGAGAUAUGCCACCGAUUCUGCACCAGGGACAGUAGUUGCUUGGGGGACAAAAAGUGCUGCCCUGAUAACUGCAGCUUCAUGUGCAAACCUCCCGCAAAGGAAAAGCAGGGCACAUGUCCUUCCUUUGAAUCAUCUUUAGCUCCUGCUACACAGUGCAACGACCACUGCACCACCGAUGCUGAGUGUCCCGGAACCAUGAAGUGCUGCAAAAAGUUUUGCGGUAAAACUUGUGUGCCAACGUUAGCCGACAUAGCCAAACCGGUCAUGGCUUCGCCAGCACGUAGAGGCUUCUGUCCUCAAGAAGUGAUUCCUGGCUGUGCCAUAAAGGAAAGGGCUUUCUGUGACGACGCAUCAUGCUUGGACGGAGAGUUAUGCUGCCCCACAAUCUGCAGAUGGCAAUGCCAGAAAGCUCUUGAAGCCCGGCCCGGUGACUGUCCCACACAGUGUCCUUCUGGCACAGAGAACAAGACCUGCUCCUCUGACUAUGACUGCCCACCUAUAUUUAAGUGCUGCUCCGCUUGUGGAAAUACCUGUGUCAGGGCAGUAAAUGUUCCUUCAUUCCUCCACAACAGCACUGCUACAUUCGUCAUUCAAGGAGGAGGAAGAUAAGGAGCCGUAUACCUUCUAUUGUAUAUAUCUGGCUAUUUACUGUAUAUAGUAUAGUGUAAAGUCUAUGCGCAGUCUAUACAUUACUUGUGCAUGCUGACUACCACAUCAAAUGUAACUAUAAGGGUGCGUUCACACGUGCGUAUUUCCACGGCGGAUUUUGCCAUCCAUUGAUGUAAAGGGGUACUCCACUU